Messenger RNA from Umbelopsis ramanniana AG, 1214 nucleotides. RefSeq lists its product as uncharacterized. NCBI's taxonomy places the organism in Eukaryota, Fungi, Mucoromycota, Umbelopsidomycetes, Umbelopsidales, Umbelopsidaceae. Gene Ontology annotation, molecular function: ATP hydrolysis activity; ATP binding. The record is from RefSeq and is a predicted model, not a curated record. Bases 230 to 1102 code for a protein of 290 amino acids. The transcript has 4 exons.
UCAUGUUUUCUAAAGAACACCUGGACUGAAUAAACCUCUAUGCAUUUUGCUAAUCGCAGCUGUGGAGAUUCGUUAUGAAGGUUUUUGCUUCAGCGCUCGGUUCAUUGAGAAAGAAGAAUCUUCUCGUCAACCUCCACGUGAACUUAAUACACCAGAUGAUCUGAUCAGUCGUAAACUUGGUGCCAUUACUGAACCUCCAAUAGAGGUAUGGUGCAAGCCCCAGUCGGGUAUGAAUACUGUGGAAGAUUUAAGCAAGAUUAUCCGAAAGAUAGCAAAGGAGUAUAUGGAGAUGGUGGAAGCACAGAAGAGAACCAUUAGGUCUCGCUAUGAGUAUUCAGCCUCUGGCAAAUGGACUCGUGUAUGCAAUCUUCCGGAAAUUCGCGGGCUGGAAACGGUAGCCUUGACUGAAGAACAUGAAGAGCUCCUCAGUCGAUCCAUUAACAGCUUUGAAACCAGUAAGGAGUUCUAUAGUCGUAUCGGAUCACCUUGGCGAAUGGGGAUCCUUCUGUAUGGUUGUCCCGGAACAGGAAAGACAAGCCUGGUAUUCGCUAUUGCAUCUACUCUCAAGCGAGAUAUCUAUUUUAUGAACUUGAACAACAUCGAUUCCGACUCAGAGCUACUCAGUGCAUUUGCAAGCAUUCCAUGCAAAAGCAUUGUGGUUUUUGAGGACAUAGAUGCCAUGACACCCGUCCUUCAUAGACGAGAUCCUGGAAAGGCAGACAGAGGAGAUGAUCAAAAGUUUGGACUGUCAAGUAUGCUUGGUGUCUUGGAUGGGCACACUCUCGAGGAAGGCAUAAUUUUUGUUAUGACUACGAAUUAUAUUGACAAGUUGGAUCCAGCCUUGAUAAGACCAGGUCGUAUGGACUUGCAUCUGCAGCUCAAGUAUGCCACUCACCAUCAAAUGGAACACAUAUAUCGAUUGGUGGGCGGGGAUAGCUUGCUUGAAUUGUAUCCUGAACUACGAAGGGAGAUCCCGGAAUUUGUGAUUCCGCCGAGCGAAAUCAUGCAAUUGAUGGUUCUCCUCCGUAACAACAAACAUUUGAUACCACAGCAAUUACAGGAACUGGCCUCCAAGAGAAGCGGUCCAUCAUGGCAAACGUAGAAGGAUGGCAAUAGAAUUAUAUCAGCUAUUUUUGCUAUUAUUAGUACGUUAUUCUGAUUCAUAGACAUCAUCCUUACUACGCAGAAGGCGGACCAAAAAUAUAUAAUAUUGG